This is a messenger RNA of Ostertagia ostertagi, 630 nucleotides long. The record is from the annotation of a GenBank genome assembly. NCBI's taxonomy places the organism in Eukaryota, Metazoa, Nematoda, Chromadorea, Rhabditida, Trichostrongylidae.
AUGGGGAAGCAUGAACGAGGAACACCGAAGGAUAUUGCAAAUAGGAUUAAAUCGAAAGGCCUGCAGAAGCUGAGAUGGUUCUGUCAAAUGUGUCAGAAGCAGUGUCGUGAUCAGAACGGUUUCAAAUGCCAUCUUACCUCCGAAUCCCAUCAACGGCAACUUCUGCUCGUCGCCGAGAAUACUAGCUCUUUUCUGAGACAAUUUAGCAGAGAAUUUGAAGCAAAUUUCAUGCAGAUUUUGAAGACCUCUUUUGGAACUAAGCGAGUCCGUGCUAAUGAAGUCUACCAGGAGUACAUUAAGGACAAGGGACACGUUCACAUGAACUCGACGGUAUGGCAUACGCUCACAGGCUUCGUAUUGUAUUUGGGAAAAAGUGGCAAAUGUAAAAUAGAUCAGAACGAGAAAGGAUGGUAUAUCCAAUAUAUUGAUCAAGAGGAAGUGCUAAGAAAAGCUGAGGAAGCUAAGCGAAUGAAAGCUGAGAAAGAUGAUGAAGAACGUCAGCAGGAGAUGAUCAACGCUCAAGUCCGCAGAGCGCUAGAGCAACAGGGUGAAGUGUAUGAGCCUCAAGCAACCGAACUCAUCAGAAGUGACGAUAGUGAAAAGAUCACUUUGAAUCUUGAAUUUGGAUAA